GCGUUUGUGUCUGAUCGGACGUAUAUGUAUAGCCAUGGUGUAAGCAACAGAGGUCACCAGCGUCUGACUUGUCUUCUGUCGAUCGCCCGUGAUCCACCAGCCUCUGGAAGUGGUGUUCCGGCUUGCUCCAGCAUUUCACCAGCAUUACCAGUCUAUCACCAGCCAGUAAUCCGCGAGCCACCAAUGUACACCCGUCACGCACUAACCUCGGCGCUAUUUCAUCUCGUCUCAUUCGUCUACUCGGCCCCGUCUGUUUCUUCUGAGCUCCCAGUGCUCGCCCUUCUGCCAUCAUGAUGACACCUAUAAGCUCUCAAUGCUACCGCACGUCUCAAGGUAUCUCUUCCUAUCGGUUCCACAUGCCGCUUGACUUCUCUGCGGCAUGAUUAAUGCUCAGACACGUUCCGCUCGAAUGCAUCAUUGGUCCUCGCCAAGAGCCCCAUCAUCGGCAACCGCCGAUGCUCUUUGCUGCAGGGCCCUACUCGGCGACAAG
Protomyces lactucae-debilis is the source of this 490-nucleotide messenger RNA. RefSeq lists its product as uncharacterized. Lineage: Eukaryota; Fungi; Ascomycota; Taphrinomycetes; Taphrinales; Protomycetaceae. The transcript has a single exon. The record is from RefSeq and is a predicted model, not a curated record. The coding region runs from base 25 to 294 and encodes 89 amino acids.